This is a messenger RNA of Peromyscus eremicus (cactus mouse), 3361 nucleotides long. RefSeq names its product coiled-coil domain containing 8 (gene Ccdc8). The transcript is spliced from 3 exons. Lineage: Eukaryota; Metazoa; Chordata; Mammalia; Rodentia; Cricetidae. Gene Ontology annotation, biological process: microtubule cytoskeleton organization; regulation of mitotic nuclear division. Bases 672 to 2906 code for a protein of 744 amino acids. The record is from RefSeq and is a predicted model, not a curated record. Gene Ontology annotation, cellular component: 3M complex.
UGUAAGAUGAGAAGGAGAAGGUGGGCCUCACCCAGGAGGGGAGGGCGCCCAGAAACUUCCUGCAGCUCUCAGCUCCGCCGCAGACUGCGAGCAAGAGUCCUUCUACAAACUUUCAGAGGCACUCGGGGUGUCGGGGCCAAGGGAGAAGCGAGCGGAGCCGUGCGUCCCCAGCUAGGAGCCGGGACACUGGCGUUUCCAGUUUGGACAGAGCUUUGAGCCUCGGAACUGACGGCGCCAGUUCACGUAAGCAACCUGGAAAAUCGCUCGCUAUAACUCCGAGGGGGUGGGGGGAACCCUUGGACUUGUCGCCUGCGGAGAAAAUUUCAGGGAGGUGACACCCUGCAUGAGCAGAGUUGCUGGGACUCUCCCGUGCCUCCUCCCCAAGACUAGAAGCUUAGAGGUUUUUUUUUUUUGUUUUUUGUUUUUGUUUGGGCUUCUUGCCCCCCACCCCAGAGUCCACUCUGGAGAUCUUAAAGACUCUCGAGAAAAGCCACGUGGGGGGCUGGUUCCCCUGGGGUUUCCUCCCCUCCCCCGAUUGCCUGAUCCUCUGGAGUGUCCCUGAUGUCUGCAAAGAUGUCGAUCUGGACGUGUUAGUGGAGGCCUUAAGGCCCGUAGGCACCUUUAAGAAGAUCGGGAAGGUGUUCCGCAAAGAGGAGGACUCCACGGUGGGAAUGCUGCAGAUUGGGGAGGAUGUUGACUAUCUGCUCAUUCCCCGGGAGGUCCGGCUGGCUGGGGGCGUGUGGAGAGUCAUCUCCAAGCCCGCCACCAAGGAAGCUGAGUUUCGGGAGCGGCUGAUCCAGUUUCUGCAGGAGGAGGGCCGCACCCUGGAAGACGUGGCCCGAAUCAUCGAAAAGAGCACUCCACACCCACCCCAGCCCCUCAAAAAGGCCAAGGAGCCCCGAGUGAGGCGAGUCCCACAGAUGGUCACUCCUCCACCUCGGCUGGUCGUAGGCACCUAUGACAGCAGCAACGCCAGCGACAGCGAGUUGAGUGACUUUGAGACCUCCAAAGUCAAAGGCAACAGGGGCUCCCAGAGGACCAGAAAGGUGCGCAAAAUGCCGGUCAGUUACCUGGGCAGCAAAUUCCUGGGCAGCGACGUGGAGAGCGAGGAUGAUCAGGAGCUGAUAGAGGCCUUCCUCCGCCGUGGGGAGAAGAAACCCAGCGCGCCUCCUCCACGUCGCCGAGUCAAUCUGCCAGUGCCCAUGUUUGAGGACAACCUGGCGCCCCGGCCGUCCAAGGCCGACAGAUGGCGGGAGUAUGUCAGCCAGGUGUCCUGGGGGAAGCUGAAACAGAGGGUGAAGGGCUGGGCGCCCAGAUCAGGCUCCGAGGUGGGCGAGGCCCAGCAGGCCUCCAUCGCAGCUGAAAGGGCUGGAGAAUUGAGACGCAGCCACACCAGCCGGGACGACAGCUCCAGAGACGCAGGAGAUGGGAGCGACCAGACACUGGGUACCAGACGCUGGAAGCCCAAGAUCAAGUGGGUCUCCUUGAGGAGGUGCAGGAAGGAGCAGGCGCCACCCCUAGCUCAGGGGAGAGCUGAGGGGCCCCCAGAGGCUGCCGAGAACCAGGGGGCAGAGGUUCCAGCUGAACGUGGAGCAGAGGCUGCAGCUAACCCGAGGGCAGAGGCUGCAGCUAACCCGAGGGCAGAGGCUGCAGCUAACCCGAGGGCAGAGGCUGCAGCUAACCCGGGGGUAGAGGCUGCAGCUAACCCCAGGGCAGAGGCUGCAGCUAACCCGGGGGCAGAGGCUGCAGCUAACCCCGGGGCAGAGGCUGCAGCUAACCCGGGGGCAGAGGCUGCAGCUAACCCCAGGGCAGAGGCUGCAGCUAACCCGGGGGCAGAGGCUGCAGCUAACCCGAGGGCAGAGGCUGCAGCUAACCCGGGGGCAGAGGCUGCAGCUAACCCGAGGGCAGAGGCUGCAGCUAACCCGGGGGCAGAGGCUGCAGCUAACCCCAGGGCAGAGGCUGCAGCUAACCCGAGGGCAGAGGCUGCAGCUAACCCGAGGGCAGAGGCUGCAGCUAACCCGAGGGCAGAGGCUGCAGCUAACCCCAGGGCAGAGGCUGCAGCUAACCCGAGGGCAGAGGCUGCAGCUAACCCGAGGGCAGAGGCUGCAGCUAACCCGAGGGCAGAGGCUGCAGCUAACCCGAGGGCAGAGGCUGCAGCUAACCCGAGGGCAGAGGCUGCAGCUAACCCGAGGGCAGAGGCUGCAGCUAACCCGAGGGCAGAGGCUGCAGCUAACCCGAGGGCAGAGGCUGCAGCUAACCCCAGGGCAGAGGCUGCAGCUAACCCCAGGGCAGAGGCUGCAGCUAAUCAUGAAGCAGAGGCUGCAGCUAACCCGAGGGCAGAGGCUGCAGCUAACCCCAGGGCAGAGGCUGCAGCUAAUCAUGAAGCAGAGGCUGUAGUGAAUCCGAGGGCAGAAACUGCAGCUAAUCUGAGGGCAGAGGCCCCCGAUAACCAUGAGUUUGAAGCUGCAGCUAAUCAGAAGACAGAAGCCCUACCUGACCGGAGAGCAGAAGCCAUAGAUAGUCCGAGGGCAGAGGGCCCAGCUAACCAAGGGGCUGGAGCUGCAAAAAAUCAGAGGGUGGAGGCCCCGGCAGACCCGAGGGCAGAAGUCCUCCAUGACCAGAGGGAGGAGGCUGGACCUCAGGCUCUAGCGGAAGCCUCAGCUGGCUCGGUUAGCCUAGGAACCGUCUCGGGAGCUAGGGUCCGGAAACAGGUAAAGACAGUGAGGUUCCAGACCCCAGGACGUUUCUCCUGGUUCCGCAAGCGCAGGAGGGCUUUCUGGCACACUCCCCGGGUGCCAACCCUGCCCAAGAGAGUCCCCAGGGCAGCUGAGGCUAGGAGCCUCAGGGUGUUGAGGGCUGAGGCUAGAGCAGAGAUGGAACACAGAGAGCAAGAGGAGCAGCUGUGAGGGGAGCCCCAGGAGCCUGCACCAGGCCCGCCCUGGGGGAGCUGAUAGGGUGCCUCCCUCCCUUGCAGGCUCCUUCUCCUUCCGCGUUUGAAAAUGGAGGCUGCGGAGGCAGGCAGCCCCUCCUACACCUUUACCUCCACUUUGCUCCCCCUUCUCCACCUUCUUCCUCUCCCCUUCUUUUUGAGACAGUCUUUCUGUACAGCCCCGCCAGCCUGGAACUCCAUCUAUAAUUGGUCUCAAACUCACAGUACGCCCCUGCCUUAGUAUGCCAAGCACCAGGACUGCAGGUGUGUUUUGCUACAUCUGGCUCUAGUGACCCUCUUUUCUUGUUUUUGUUUUGUUUAAGAGGGGUUUCUCUGUGUAGUCCUGGCUGGCCUGGAACUCAAUAUGUUGUGGGAGCCCGUUUUCGGGUUCCUCGUGGCUUUACCCAGCAGGUCCACAUAGAGGAUGAUUAG